This is a messenger RNA of Pipistrellus kuhlii (Kuhl's pipistrelle), 3497 nucleotides long. It is a transcript of the gene PABPC1L, whose product is annotated as poly(A) binding protein cytoplasmic 1 like. Gene Ontology annotation, cellular component: nucleus; cytosol; ribonucleoprotein complex. The record is from RefSeq and is a predicted model, not a curated record. Gene Ontology annotation, molecular function: poly(U) RNA binding; mRNA 3'-UTR binding; poly(A) binding. The transcript is spliced from 15 exons. Bases 59 to 1921 code for a protein of 620 amino acids. NCBI's taxonomy places the organism in Eukaryota, Metazoa, Chordata, Mammalia, Chiroptera, Vespertilionidae.
GAGGGACCGCCCGGGGACGCACGCGGGGCGCGGGGCUGGCACCUCGUCCCCACCCACCAUGAGCGCCAGCGGCCCGGGCCUCCCACUUGCCUCGCUCUACGUGGGCGACCUGCACCCCGACGUGACCGAGGCCAUGCUGUACGAGAAGUUCUCGCUGGCCGGACCCAUCCUGUCCAUCCGCGUGUGCCGCGACGUGGCCACCCGCCGCUCGCUGGGCUAUGCCUACAUCAACUUCCAGCAGCCGGCCGACGCGGAGCUGGCACUGGAUACAAUGAACUUUGAUAUUAUCAAAGGCCAACCCAUUCGCAUCAUGUGGUCCCAGCGAGACCCAGGACUUCGAAAGUCGGGUGUGGGCAACAUCUUCAUCAAGAACCUGGAGGAAUCCAUUGACAACAAGGCCUUAUAUGACACCUUCUCCAUCUUUGGAAACAUCCUGUCUUGCAAGGUGGUGUGUGAUGACCACGGCUCCCGAGGCUUUGGCUUUGUCCAUUUUGAGACCCGUGAGGCUGCGCAGCAGGCCAUCAGCACCAUGAACGGGAUGCUGCUGAAUAACCGCAAAGUCUUCGUUAGCCAGUUCAAGUCCCGGCAGGAGCGGGAGGCUGAGCUGGGGGUGCGGGCCAAGGAGUUCACCAACGUCUACGUGAAGAACCUGAAAACGGACAUAGACGAGCAGGGCCUGGAGGAGCUCUUCUCCCAGUUUGGGAAGACGCUGAGUGUGAAGGUGAUGAGGGAUGACAGCGGCCAGUCCCGAGGCUUUGGCUUUGUCAACUUUGAGAAGCACGAGGAAGCCCAGAAGGCUGUGAUGGACAUGAAUGGGAAGGAGGUGAGAGGGCAGCUGCUCUACGUGGGCCGUGCCCAGAAGUGGGCGGAGCGGCAGAAUGAGCUUAAGCGAAGGUUCCAGCAGAUGAAGCAGUUGAAGCAGGACCGGCUGAACCAUUACCAGGGCGUGAACCUGUAUGUGAAGAACCUGGAUGACUCCAUUGAUAAUGAGAGGCUGAGGAAAGAGUUCUCUCCCUAUGGAGUGAUCACCAGUGCCAAGGUGAUGACAGAGGGUGGCCACAGCAAAGGGUUUGGCUUUGUGUGUUUUUCCUCUCCAGAAGAGGCAACGAAGGCCGUGACAGAGAUGAACGGGUGCAUCCUGGGUACCAAGCCGCUGUACGUGGCGCUGGCUCAGCGCAAAGAUGAGCGGAAGGCCAUCUUGACCAACCAGUUCAUGCAGCAGCGCCUCUCCAACGUGUGGGCCCUGGGUGGCCCCCUCUUGGGCUCUUUCCAGCAGCCUGUCAGCUACUUCCUGCCCACCGUGCCCCAGCCUCCAGCCCAGGCUGCAUGCUAUGGCUCUGGCCCGCCUGCCCAGGCUCCCCCCAGCUGGACGGCCCAGCCACCUAGACCCUUGACCUCCUCGAUGGCCUGGUCACCAACCACGUCUCAGCUCUCCCCAACCCACAUCGGCAGUGACGAGAAGGCCUCUCCCCAGGAGCCACUCCAGAUGUCCUACACCCAGUCAGUGGCCAACAUUGGUACCCAGACCUCUGGCCUUGGUGAGGCAGGGUGCUCUAUGCCAAGUGGGCCUCUCCUGACACAGAGGUAUUCCUCAGAAACGCCCAGCACCCAUGAGGUCCAGGAGCCUGCUGUGUGCAUCCCCGGACAGGAACCCCUGACCGUGUCCAUGCUGGCCGCAGCACCCCCGCACAAGCAAAAGCAGAUGAUCGGUGAGCGUCUCUACCCCCUUAUCUACAAUGUCCACACUCAGCUGGCGGGCAAGAUCACGGGCAUGCUGCUGGAGAUCGACAACUCAGAACUGCUGUUCAUGCUGGAGUCUCCAGAGUCCCUCAAUGCCAAGGUAGCAGAAGCUCUGGCCGUGUUGCACGCAGGCUCACCAGACCACAGAGGAGGAGGAGAAGAUGAAAGCGAAUGUAAUUGAAACCAGAACUCAAGAAGAGAAAGUCAGUCAGUCGUGACUGGAUGUCACCACUAAACCUGCCUCAAACCAGGUAAGAGGCAUGCCUGCUUACGAGGGGGCAGUUAGAGGGUACAGCUCCCGCUUUGAAAUGGUCCCUGGCCACGGCGUCUGUGGACCCCAAAACCCGCUUCAGCUCCAAGGCUGGGUUGCUCAGCGGACUCCUCCCUCAGAGGUUGGGAGCAUCGUGCUAACACUGCUCAGCACUGUGACGGGCAAAUGGAUGAGGAAAACUCUGUCUGCUUUGUUUUAUGGAGUCAUCAGGUAUGGCUCCAUGAAGAGGAAAACAACUGAACCAAGACACAGGCCAGGAGAGGGAGGCAGCGUGGCUGGCUGCGAGACACUGUCCACCCUUCUGUCCAGACGGUGUUUGGUGUUUGGUGAACCGGAGCGGCACUUUCUGAUCUCUGUGCUCCCAAUGAGGGCCUGUACCCUCCCUCUUCACCAGCUGAACUCCCACCUUAGAGCUCAACUCAAACCAACUUCCUCGGGGAUCCUUUUCCUUGUAGCAGGGAAAGUACUGUGUGAGGACUCCCCUAAAAUGUGUAAGUUGGCCGUAGUUUUACACUUGUUCCUGGGAUCAUCAGAUUAAUUUCUCACUGUCCCACUAGACUGUCAGCCCUCUGAGACCAGGGACCGUGUCCACUCACUCAUGGUUUCCCCAGCAAUGUGGGGCCUGGGCCGAGCAGACAUUUCAGUGAAUGAUUUGUUCAAUGAUUAGCUGAAUGCUAAUCGAAAAGUGGUAGCUUUUAUUGUUAUUGCAAAAUUUUCAGCACAGAGCUGAAAAAAGCAUAAAUGAAAGUACAACAGACAUUUUUUGUAGAAGAAAAAUGUUUAAUGUAAUCGCUUAAACACACAGUUCAACAAAACCGAGUCAGUUCAGUUCAAAUUAACUUCAUAUAACAAAGAAAUAAGAAGCCUGGAGGGCCACUGUUGGGUCAAAAGUCCCUGCCCAGAACAGAAGGUCACUGACUUCAAGGCGGCCUUUCUUCCCACUCACCUCCAGGAGAAGUGGCCACCUCUGGGCUCCUGACACAGUCAGGCUCCUCCAUGCAGGCGCAGCACAAGCCCCAGGCAAAGCCACACCAGGGUCAGGGUUCUGCAUCCCUACCAAAGCGGGGCCUGGCCAAAAAGGGCUGGAACUCAGAACACAGGGGAUACGCCAAGGACAGGGCAGGAUGGCAGCCCUGGAGAACCAGCUCAACAGGCUGCUUUAGGUGUGGAUGGGCCAAGGUUUUCUAGUCCUGUGGCCCCCGCUUCCACACCCCCAGCUUAAUCUGCUCAUGAACCACAGUGAGGCGGGUCUGGUGAUGCUCCUAGGGCAGCACUCAGUCUGGAGCAUGCUCAGGGCAGGGACAGGGCCCAGCGCUUGCUGAUAAGGACCUGUUUGUGUGAUCUGCUAGCUGUCCAGGCAGGGGGAUGGAGAACAGGGCUUCAGCAUAGCAUGGGACCUUCCCAGAAAAACAAUGUGUUUUUUGCUGCACUGAGCUUAAUGUGAACACAGCCUCUUAAGGGGUAGGAGGCUACUGCCGCUUUGUAG